Messenger RNA from Chara braunii, 657 nucleotides. The record is from the annotation of a GenBank genome assembly. NCBI's taxonomy places the organism in Eukaryota, Viridiplantae, Streptophyta, Charophyceae, Charales, Characeae.
GAGAUGAAGUUCGUCGUGAUCCGGACUUCAAUGCAUGAGAUGCGGAUUCUUGAUUUGACAUGGCGUCCAACGAUUUUGGCCCCCGAUGGAACGUUGAAAUCCGCCGAGAUCGAGUUUCACCGGUUCAUGUGCCAGGGCGCCAUUCGGCAGGGGAGGGCGACCCGGGGGAAGGUGUACCAGAUCAGGAUGUCGUGUCGAAGUCCACCGGAAUCCGCACUGCAAAGGAAGGUGGUCUUUCGUCUGCGAUUUCUGUUGCACGGGGUGGAAUUUCGUCGGUCAAUGAGGAGGGGCAGGCAACAACAUUGGAGGGACGAAGGGGACGAAGGGUAUGAAGGGGAUGAAGGGGAAGAAGAGGAAGAGGGGGAAGAAGAGGAAGAAAAUGAUUUGAAGGGGAUGGAUGAGGUGGAUGAGGUGGAUGAGGUGGAUGAGGUGGAUGAGGUGGAUGAGGUGGAUGAGGUGGAUGAGGUGGAUGAAGGGGACGAACGGGACAGUGAAAAUGUUGAGGAUGAAAAAGAUGAAGCGAAAGAAAUAAUGGAAGAAAAGCAAGAGGAAGAAAGCAUGGAGGAUCCUGAUAUAGAGGAGAUGGAAGAGGAUGCUUGAUGUAGUGAGUCCUCUGACGAGUUCGGAUCUCUUAACAAACAAAAUCGUCGACAUAAC